Messenger RNA from Aspergillus heteromorphus CBS 117.55, 4000 nucleotides. Its product is annotated as ABC transporter ATP-binding protein. The record is from RefSeq and is a predicted model, not a curated record. Lineage: Eukaryota; Fungi; Ascomycota; Eurotiomycetes; Eurotiales; Aspergillaceae. Gene Ontology annotation, cellular component: membrane. The transcript is spliced from 2 exons. The coding region runs from base 1 to 3945 and encodes 1314 amino acids. Gene Ontology annotation, biological process: transmembrane transport. Gene Ontology annotation, molecular function: ATP binding; ATP hydrolysis activity; ABC-type transporter activity.
AUGCCGUUGCUUCAGAAGCUGGCGGGGUAUCCCAACCUGCUGCUGGCAGGCAACCCGUCCAAGGGCGACCUGGGGACGCUGGCCUCGGCCAUCGUCUUCGCCAUCGCCUCGGGCGUGCCCUUCCCCAUCAUCGGCAUCAUCUUCGGUGAGCUGCUCGACAACUUCAACUCCAUCUCCUGCGCCGAGUCCGACGGCACCACCGACUCCUCCUCCGCCAGCAGCAUCAACAGCGAGAUCCUGCUGAUCGUCUACCUGGCCAUCGCCCAGUUCGUCCUCAUCUAUGGCCACCUCACGUGCUGGACCCUGUACGGGGCCCGUCUGUCCCAGCGCCUGCGCGAGAACUACCUGCAGAACCUGCUGCGGCAGGAGCCCUCCUUCUUCGACAACCUGCCCCCGGGCGAGGUGUCCUCCCGCCUGAACAGCGACAUCCAGACCAUCCGGUCCGGCACGUCCGAGAAGGUCGGCAUCACCCUGGCCAGUUUCUCCUUUUUUGUCACCGCGUAUAUCGUCGCCUUCAUCAAGGAUUAUCGGUUGGCAGCCAUCUUGAUCUGCCUGGUUCCGGCCUACUUCAUCAUGUCCUUCGUCGGCAGCCACUACAUCGAGAAGUACUCUGGUCUCAUGUCCGACCACGCCGCCAGCGCCGCGUCCAUUGCCUCCGAGGCCCUCUCCAACAUCGUGGUCGUGCAGGCGUUCGGCGCCAACCCCAAGCUCGAGGAGAAGUUCUCCGGCGCGCUCAAGGCCUCGGAAACGGAGGGCCUGAAGAAGGCCACCGCUGUCGGCAUCCAGUCCGGGGUGCUGUACUUCAUUGCGUACUCGGCCAACGGUCUGGCUUUCUGGUAUGGAAGUCGACAGGUCGCCGAUGGACUGACUGGAUCCGGGGGCGUCACCGUGGGUGCCACGUUCACCGUUAUUUUCGUCCUGAUUGAAGCCACCCUGCUUCUCAGUCAGGUCGCCCCCUUCCUCCACCUGUUCAUCGCGGCCGUUGCAUCCUACGGCAAGCUGCGCGACGACAUCGACCGCGUGCCGCUGAUCGACGGCACCACCGACGCGGGCAUCCGUCUCACCCGGGCCGAAGGUGGCUUCGAGUUCAAGAACGUCUCGUUCACGUAUCCCUCCCGGCCGGAGGUCACCGUCCUCGACCAGAUCAGCCUCAGCAUCCCCGCCAACAAGCAUACCGCUCUCGUGGGCCUGUCGGGGAGUGGAAAGUCGACCAUCGCCGGUCUGGUGACCCGACUGUACGAUGCCAACGAGGGCGAGAUCCUCUUUGAUGGCCACAACCUCCGUGAUGUCAACACCCGGGACCUGCGCGGCUUCCUCAGUCUGGUACAGCAGGAGCCGUCUCUUCUCGACCGGUCCCUGCUGGAGAACAUCGCCCACGGUCUGAUGAACUCGAGUAACUCCAACCAUGCGCACCUCAAGGCCACGCUGCUUAGCUCUGAACUUUCUGACCUCGCUAGCGAAGUCAGAGAUGGCGCCGAUAUGAUGGCCGCGGCAGAGAAGCGCGGGCCUGAUGUUGUGGAAAUUGUCAACAUGUCCAAACACGCGGCUGUUCUCGCCGAUGCCGACACGUUCAUCUCUGCCCUGCAGCAUGGAUACGCCACGAUGGUGGGCUCCAGUGGCCGCCUUAUCAGCGGUGGCCAGAAGCAGCGUGUGUCGCUGGCAAGAGCCCUGGUCAAGGACCCCGCCGUUCUCAUCCUCGACGAAGCCACCGCGUCUCUCGACUCCCGCAGUGAACAACGCAUCCAGAAGGCCAUCAACAACAUCUCCAGCGGAAGAACCAUGAUCACCAUCGCCCAUCGCCUGUCGACCAUCACCAGCGCCGACAACAUCAUCGUCAUGCACAAGGGCCACAUCGUUGAGCAAGGCAACCACGCCGAGCUGAUGGCCAUGGACGCCGCGUACGCCGACCUGGUCAAGCUGCAGGGCAUGAGCUCCACCAAGACCGACACCGCCGUCUCUGUCGACACCAUCAGCCGCUCGGACCAGACCUCCCUGACCGACGCGGACAACGAGAAGGCCAGUCUCGACGAGAAGGCCGAGGACACCCAGGUCUCCACCACGGAAACCCCCGAAGACAACGACGACGACGAAGAGGAGGAGCCCGAAACCCCAAAGCGAUCCCUCUGGGCCCUGGCCAAGGGCUACGCACCGGCCCUCCGCCCGCACCUGGUGUACAUCGUCGCGGCCCUCCUCGGGGCCAGCAUCGUCGGCGGCGCCUUCUCCGGGGAGGCAGUCAUCUUCGGUAACACUGUCGGCAGUCUGAACCCCUGCAAGGGCGCGGCCAGCAUCCGGUCCCACGGAGAGUUCUUUGGACUGAUGUUCUUCGUGCUGGCCAUCAUCGAGUUCUUCGCCAACGUGGUCAGCUGGGCCGGCUUCGGCUGGGUGUCGGAGAAGAUUGUCUACACGGUGCGCGUGCUGUCCUUCCGGUCUCUCUUCGAGCAGGACCUGCAAUGGCAUCAGUCGGAAGGCCGCUCGCCAGCCCUACUCCUCUCGUACAUCACCCGCGACGGCAACGCGCUGGCCGGACUGAGCGGCUCCGUCAUCGGCACCCUGUUCUCCAUCUCCGUCAACCUCGUCGCCGCCAUCAUCAUGACCCACAUCAUCGCCUGGCGCAUCGCCCUGGUCUGUCUCGCCCUGGUGCCCCUCCUCCUCGGCGCCGGUCUCAUGGAGCUCCGCGUGCUCGGCAAGUUCGAGGAGAAGCACGAAACCGCAUACACCAAGUCGGUCGACAUCGGCGUCGAAGCCGUCACCUCCAUCAAGACCAUCGCCGCCCUCUCCCUGGAGGAAGACACCCUCAAUAUCUACCGGGAAUCCCUGAUCGGGCCCCGCCAGGAAACCCUGCACGUCACCCUGCAAGCCAGUCUCUGGCAAGCCAUGACCUACUUCCUGGGCAACCUGGUCAACGCCCUGGCCUACUGGUGGGGCGCCAAGCAGAUCAUCGACGGCAACUACACGCAGACGCAGUUCCUGAUCGUGGUGUUCUCCCUGCUCGUCAGCGCCCUGCUCUGGAGCCAAAUGUUCGCACUGGCCCCCGAACUCUCCAGCGCGCGCGCCGCCAUGGCGCGCAUCCUGUGGCUGAUCGAGCUCGGCUCCGACAAGAUGCAGGGCCGGGUCCCUGCACCGCACAGCCCAUCCUCCUCCCCAUCCGCCCUCGCCCUCGACCUCGAAUCCCCCGAGCCCAAAGCCCCCCUCCCCCUCACCUCCGCCGCCCACGUGCAGCUCCAGAACAUCCACUUCUCCUACCCAGCCCGCCCGGACAUCGAGGUCCUCAAGGGCCUAACCGUCAACCUCGCCCCGGGCAAAUUCUGCGCGCUGGUCGGACCCAGCGGCGCGGGCAAAUCGACCAUCAUCUCGCUGAUCGAACGCCUCUACACGCCCUCCUCAGGGAGCAUCCUCCUCGACGGCAGCGACAUCAAAUCCCGCCCAGUCUCCUUCCGCGACACCAUCUCCCUCGUGCCCCAGGAAAGCGUCCUCUUCGAAGGCUCCAUCUCCUUCAACAUCUCCCUCGGCGCCCGCCCCGGCACCAUCCCCACCCAAUCCGAAAUCGAAGACGCAUGCAAGCUGGCCAACAUCCACGAUACCAUCGCCGCGCUGCCCGACGGCUACCAGACCCUAUGCGGACCGAACGGGAACCAGUUCUCCGGCGGCCAGAAGCAGAGACUCUCCAUCGCGAGGGCGCUGGUUCGGAAACCGAGACUGUUGAUCCUGGAUGAGUCGACGAGCGCGUUGGAUGCCGAGUCGGAAAAGUUGCUCCAGGAUGGUCUGGAGAGGGCCGCGAAGGGCAUCACCGUCGUGGCGAUCGCGCAUCGUUUGAAUACUAUCCGCAAGGCGGAUGUGAUUUAUCUUAUUGAGGGGGGACGCUGUGUGGAUGAGGGCUCGCACGAGGAGUUGUUGACCAGGAGUGAGAGUUAUCGCGCCAAUGUGUUGCAUCAGACUGUUGCUUAGAACUCUUUUUCUCGGACUGGGACUGGGGGUUCGGUUUGUUCGGUUUGGUUUGGUU